ACCCGUUUGGACGUGCCGAAUUUCUUGGGGUGGCUCAUUUCGAUGCGAGCGGUGCUCACCUACUUGGAUUCAUAGAUUUUUACCUGUCUCCACCUGUCUCCACCUGUCUCCACCUGGACCUGCCUUGAUUUAUACACCAACUGAUUCUGCUAAACCGCUGGGCCGCUGCCAACCGCGACUUCCUCAUGGUGGAACCUUCCGAAAGGCAGCGCUUGGAGCAUGGCGUAGCAAUGCUAGUGGGUGACAUGGACCACUCCCUGUCCACCGAUGCAGAUCGCAAGGUGCUGCUGGAGCGGAAACAGCUGCUCAGCUCUCAAAUGGAAGAGUUGCGAGCAACCAUGCGACAAGUUCAGGAGGACAGCGAACGCAGUAGUGACGAAGCGCGGCAGUGCGAAGCGGAAGCUGCUUUGGAACUGAGUAAAGUGGCAGCUUUGCGGGACAAGGUCCAAACGCUGCUACAACAGAUUCAGCGCUCACAGCAGCAAGCACUGGAGCAUCGAAGGGCAGAACGCGACUUGAGAGUGGAAAUGGAACGUGCAAAGGGGACAUUCCAGGAAGUGAUCUCCGUGGAAAUGGAUGUGCAGAUGGCCAUCCGCAACGAGAUUGGCCAGCUCCAGCAGGUUGUCCAGGACCUGGCCAAUCGGAUCGAGACCAAGAUGAGUGAGAUUGAUCGGCUGGAGCAAGCCAACAGCUGGGCAAGAGCAGAGGUGAGUGGCUCAGUGACCCGCUGGCGCCAGCGCUGCUUGUGGCGACAAGAACAGCUGCGGCGCGGAUUGGAAGGAAAGGAUGCGGAGCCCCGCAGGCAAAGUCCUGCAGAUGAUGAAGCAGAAGCCUUGAGGUUGAUGGGCUUCUGUUUGGGCGCCCUGAAGUUGGAAAGCGACGGCUCCCCGGGGAAAAGCCCACGGGGAAACGGUGCAGCGCAGAUGCAAAAGGAUGUUGUGCGCUGUUUUGGAGCAAUAACUGGAGCAAAGAACUGGUUGAUGGGUUCAAACAUGGAUGAACACAGUAUAUUUUGA
Cladocopium goreaui is the source of this 1016-nucleotide messenger RNA. Lineage: Eukaryota; Dinophyceae; Suessiales; Symbiodiniaceae. The record is from the annotation of a GenBank genome assembly.